Molecule: messenger RNA, 943 nt
Organism: Colletotrichum phormii
Lineage: Eukaryota; Fungi; Ascomycota; Sordariomycetes; Glomerellales; Glomerellaceae
Exons: 1
Coding region: 90-854 (254 amino acids)
Source: RefSeq, a predicted model, not a curated record
GGCUGCUACUAUUACUUUAUAUCAUCUGAGAGAGAGCGAACUCAUGGGAAAAGCACUCUCGGACAAUUAGGUACUGGCUCCUCUCAGAAAUGGCCAUGGUCAACCGAGCCCAAGAAACUAUUGUUCGAGACAAGGUGCACGCGCUAACAUGUAAGCUUAGAACGUCCCGGCGAUGGGUGUUAGUCCAGUCACUUGCCAAAGACAUGGCUGGGCACAGUCGAAGCAGGUGCCUCGAGAAUCUUGCUUGUAAUCUCACUCGGAAUCUCAACGCCCACCAAGAUGAUCUCGAGUUUCGUACUCUACCUACCUUAUUUCACUUGCAGACCAGUUGGCUCCUAGAACCACCCCCGUGGUCACUAGAACAAGACAUCUUGGGAUCUUCAACAGCAAUCCUGAAUAGCGCCAACACCGCAUCGAAUCGACAAGACUCGGCAACGAUCACUGGUAGAUGCAACCGUGGGGUUAUGGAGCAUGGCGUGCUUGUCACUGGAAAGCCGGUCGUCUUCUGUCAAGUUUUUGGUCCAUCCUCUUGCACGUUAGCGGCCCUCGUGAUAUGCACGCAAUUCGCCGGUGACGCGCAGGAAUCUGGCCAGCAUCUUCCCAUCCAGAUACGCCAAGAUCAAUGGCUGUUGAAGGGGCCCGGCUACGGGCGGUACAUGCAGAGAGCCAAUCGCACAAUCAAAAGGCAACAAAAGUGUCUUUGCAUAGGAGGCCUUCCAGGUAAGCGGGGAUGUUGCUCGCGGGGAUGUUGCCCGCGGGGUUGUGACUGCCUCUACCCCUCUGCGGGCGGGACGACGUCAUCGGCCGUCGCAACCUUCCACGUACCGCAGCGACAUGCCUCAACUCACAUGUAAGCCACCAGCAGAGAUAGUUUAUAAACAGACCAUUGCCCUACUCUUGCUUGCUCCUGCUUUGACUACUCAUCACAAUACCGAUUCAUCAA